UUGUGACUCGCGAGCAGAGCAGCAGUGACAGCUUGACCGGAGACAGGCGUUGGACAUACGCAGAGACGCGAGUGCAACUAGGAUACUCUGAAGAGCCAUAACCGAACUUGACGCUUGUUUUAUUUAAAGUUAGACUACAAGACAGGAGACUAAAAAAAGUCAGAAAAAUGCAGUCGUUCUAUCAGCUGAUGAGCGUACUGUUUGUCUUCGGCAGCCUCCAGAUAAACCAACUGACAGAAGGCUGCUCGUGCGCUCUUUCGCACCCGCAAGAUGCGUACUGUAACUCUGACAUAGUGAUCCGUGCCAAAGUGGUUGGUAAGAAGCUUCUGAAGGAUGGGCCUUUUGGAACGAUACGCUACACAGUGAAGCAGAUGAAGAUGUACAAAGGAUUCACCAAAAUGCAGCACGUUCAGCACAUCUAUACUGACGCCUCCGAGAGCUUGUGUGGGGUGAAGUUUGACAUCAACAAAUACCAGUACCUUAUUACAGGGCGCGUGUUCGAUGGGAAGGUCUACACCGGGCUGUGCAACUUCAACGAGCGGUGGGAGCGCCUCUCUCUGUCCCAGAAGAAAGGCAUCAACCACCGCUACCAGCUAGGCUGCAACUGCAGGAUAAAGCCCUGCCACUACCUGCCCUGUUUUGUGACCUCAAAGAACGAGUGCCUGUGGACGGACAUGUUGUCCCAUUUCGGUUACCCCGGCUACCAGUCCCGGCACUACGCGUGCGUCCAACAGAAGGAAGGCUACUGCAGCUGGUACCGGGGGAUGAACUCCCGUGACAAAACAACUAUCAACGCCACCGACCCCUGAGCCAAGCGUACACCUUUUCCCAAAACUCUUACCCACUGCCAUCUUCUCUCCUUGCCUUCUGUCAUUGCUUCCUUUCUGACCUUCCCCACACAGACCCCCGCCCUCCCUCCCUCUCCCCCACCCCGUCCUCAUCAGUCGUGAACCAUUACAGGACCUGAGAAAGCACUCCCUGACUAAACAACAAUGAAAACUAAAAAAACGAAACAAGAGAAAAAACAAUCAGUGCCUGUGUCUAAGCACUUCUAUAUAAACAAUACCUUUUUGUUUUAUGCUGUACAUUUCAGUUCUACCAAACGUCCUCCUUGUUUUUGUUGUGCUACUAAAUUAUACCUAAUAAUGUCAGCCAGAUGUCCUUUAGAUUCUAUUUUUGGUUGGGAAAGCAAUAAACACAGCCCUUUAAAUGCAGAACUUAAAAAAACAAUAUAUAUAAAAAGAUAAACAGUGUACAUUAGAAAAACAUUGUUUAAAUAUAUAGCUAAAUAUCAAUACAUGAAUGUAAAAAAAAAACUUUCAUUUAGUGUGAGAUGCAGGGUGACAGAGCUGAAGCAAUACCGUUUAUACAUUAUUUAAAUAAACAAUAUUUAAACUCUAAAAGCGCGAGGUCAGUGCCAACAAAGGUGACCUUUGAAUGCGGCCUUGGAAUGCAAUGCCUCAAGCUUCAGUCACACAAAGUUAUUCUAUUGGUAUUUAAUAAUAGUCUUGAUUCACAUCAAUGUGUAUGUAUGUUCACAGUUUUGAACUGUGACAUGUCUAUUUAUGGAUGAUGCAUGAAUCUCUGCUUCCCUGAUAGUUUUUACUGCAAAGUUUAUUUUUGUCUUUAAAGAAUCACUCUGAAUACCAAGCAGAUUGAAUAAUGAAUUAAACAGAUGAAUAAAUUAUAAAUCUAUGAUAUAUUUUCCCUCGAAGCACUACAAAUGGCUAUUACAGCACAAGCAUAGGGAAUACUUAAUUGUUUGUGGAGAUUUGGAUAUAGGUUUUAUUUUAUAUUUGCUGUAUAUGAUAUAAACUAUAAAACAAUGAACUAUAUUCACUGAAACCUCUGUAGAACAAGUAUGUGUGUGUUCAUCCAAACAGACAACAAGCCUUUCUAUUUGCCAAAAAUCUCACGAGAGUUUUGGCCCAAACUGUCUCAUCAUAAAUCCCUGUUUGGCCAUGAUGAAUGACCAUAAUCCCAAAUUGUGUUUAUAAAUUGUUGAUGAAAUGUUAGUUAUGUGUUUUGAACUCCCUUAGCCGAUUAUAACGAUGGUACUUUUCUCACUCCUCGUCCGGUACCCACCUUGUCUGUUAUUUCCCCCACCACAAUCAAACUUUAAGCAGAGGUUUCAGACACACAAACACACUAAGCUAUGUUUUUCUAACUGUGUAUUCCAUUUUUUGUUUUGUAUUUAACUGUUUCAGAUGAAAAAAUGAAAGUAACAUUAUUGUCACUAAAUUCUUCCGCUUUUGUUUCAAUAUGGGGUAGAGUCUUCAUUCCAUUCCAUUCUCACACAAGUAGAUAACCCAGAGGGAGUGAUACUGUAGUUCCUUGGACAGACAUUAAACCAUACUCUUGACAAAAAAGCCACGUCCUGUACAUUAUGUGUACUAUGGUCAGAGCAUGUCAAGCCAAGUAUACAAGUCUACUGUACUCUUAAUGCUGCAUUACACACUUAUACUACUAUAGCUCAUGAUGUUUAUAAAGAGUUGCUUACAUAAUAUGCAAAAAACAACAUGCAUACACACGUACUUGCGCAAACCACAGACAUGCUAGCACCACACAUACCCAAAUGGACCUGGUCCAUGAAUUUCCAAAGUUGCAAGCAGUUUCCCCUCAUCCUCUCCUCCCCUGGUGGUUCUGCAUGGAUCUAAUCCCUCUGUGGUAUCUGUCUCAGUAUUUCCGUGGUUCAUUUUUGUGUAAAUAUACUUUCUGCUUAACACAGAAAAACUUGGUCAAGUUGAUGCCGAGUGCAUUAAAAACGGAAGCUGGUAUAUGUCUGAAUACACCUUCGUGGGUAUACACUGAUCCAUAAAGGGGGAGGGGGCAAAUGUUUUCUUGUUAGGGUUACAGAAAUGUUGGACUUAAUUUCUGUGUUUUAUAUUUUUAUAAUAAAGAUUUAAUGAAAAACUGGC
This is a messenger RNA of Hypomesus transpacificus, 2918 nucleotides long. Its product is annotated as metalloproteinase inhibitor 3-like. Bases 168 to 809 code for a protein of 213 amino acids. The record is from RefSeq and is a predicted model, not a curated record. The transcript has 5 exons. Gene Ontology annotation, cellular component: extracellular matrix. Gene Ontology annotation, biological process: negative regulation of membrane protein ectodomain proteolysis; negative regulation of endopeptidase activity. Gene Ontology annotation, molecular function: metalloendopeptidase inhibitor activity; protease binding. Lineage: Eukaryota; Metazoa; Chordata; Actinopteri; Osmeriformes; Osmeridae.